AGAGUGAACCUCACGGAAACUCAAAGAGCUCUCGAUAGGAUCGUGACCCGUCGCAACAGAAACAGACGACGAGCAAUCAGACGGCGCGAGCGUGUUCGAGCAAGAAUGACAGAUGUUGCGAGACGUGGAAAUCAUGCUCUAAAUAUUGUAUGUACUCUGCAGCUAUUUGACAGGGACUAGCCAUGACUUUAUGCUAAGGCCAUCUGAUGUAGAGCCGACGCGGUCCUAUACAUGCUGUUGCAACAAUGCCCAGUGUUCCAUCAAGCAUGCUUAGACUGCCUGCUAUUCCCCCAGCUGCACUGACCUCUGGCCCCGCGAAUGCCCAAGCCAUUCCAGCGGAAGAAAUGACGUUGCCUGCGCACCACCUACCGAGCCGACCUGCCCCUGAGGCAGAGAGUGUAUCAUCAGUCCCCACUGCAACUAGUGACACUGACGUGACGAUGGGUGUCGAAGACCUUGAAAUCAGUACAAACGCUACAGAUGCCAGUCGGUCACAAUCUGCGGAUGAUCUGAUCGUUCUCGAUACGCUCGACACAGCCGAUGAUUUCGUGGUGAUGAACUCAAGUCAGACUAACGAGAUAAUCGAAAAUCACUGCACAGAGUUGUUUACUAUUGUGUAGCAAGGCCUGUUGUGACUGCCUCUUCGCAGUGUUUCUAGGGCUUUUAG
Molecule: messenger RNA, 667 nt
Organism: Aspergillus piperis CBS 112811
Lineage: Eukaryota; Fungi; Ascomycota; Eurotiomycetes; Eurotiales; Aspergillaceae
Exons: 7
Coding region: 246-620 (124 amino acids)
Source: RefSeq, a predicted model, not a curated record